UUGAUAGGAGCGCACGUUGAGUAUACUAGAAGAAUAUGAAUAUUUUGCAAACAGCACAGCGAAUGGCCAUAACACGCUGUCCUCAGGCUGUGAGGGCAGUUUCAGGGCAGGCCCAGGUCCUUGUCAAUGUAAGCGAUAAUGCCACUACACAAGCCAGACCUUACAAGGAGAUCCCACGUCCUGGAAAGAUCGAGUUCAUAAGGUCGUUCAUGCCGGGCGGCGAGUUCCAUGACGCCUCCAUUGUGGAUUACGCGGCAGCGAUGAGAAGUCGUUAUGGCGACAUCUUCAUAAUGCCCGGAAUGUUCGGACGCAAGGAUUGGGUGACCACUUUCAGUACCAAGGACAUAGAGAUGGUGUUCCGCAAUGAGGGAAUGUGGCCCGAGCGAGAAAUGUUUCCAUCGUUUCAAUACUACAGAACUAAACUUAGGCCUGAUGUUUAUGGAGAGCAUCCUGGUCUUGUGGCGGCACAAGCGAAGACCUGGGCCAAAACUCGAUCAGCCCUCAAUCCCAUUUUCAUGCAACCCAAGGGCCUAAGAAUCUACUACGAACCACUUUCCUAUAUCAACAAUGAGUUUAUUGAGAGAAUCAAAGAAAUACGAGAUGCUAAGACCCUGGAGGUGCCUGAUGACUUCAUGGACGAAAUGAGACGUCUGAUCUUCGAUUCCCUCGGUCUGGUGGCCUUCGACCGACAGAUGGGUUUGAUCAGACAGAAUCGGGAUAAUCCCAAUGCUCUGGUUCUUUUUAAUAUGGCAAGAAAAGUGCUGCGAUAUGUCUUCGAUCUGGAUGUCAAGCCAUCGGUGUGGCGGUAUAUCUCAACGCCUGCCUAUAGGAAAAUGAUGAGCACUCUGGACGAGUCCUUGCUGGCUGCACAGAAUAUGCUGAGGGAAACCCAGGAGCUCUUGGCAAAGCGACGACAGUCAGGCGAGGAGGUCAACAGCAACAGCAUGCUGGAGCGGAUGAUGGACGUGGAUCCCAAACUGGCGGUGGUCAUGAGCUUGGACAUCCUGUUUGCCGGAGUCGAUGCCUCGUCUAAUUUAUUGUCAGCUGUGCUCCUUUGCCUGGCCAAGAAUCCGGAGAAGCAAGGGAAGCUGCGGCAGGAACUCCUUAAGAUUAUGCCCACCAAGGACACCCUCCUGAACGAGGAGACCAUGAAGGAUAUGCCGUACCUAAGGGCAGUGAUCAAAGAAGCUCUUCGCUACUAUCCCAAUGGAUUGGGCAACUUGCGCAUUUGCCCCACAGACGUCACUCUCUCUGGUUACAAUGUGCCCAAGGGCACAAACUUGGUUUUGGCAUCAAAUAUUCUCAUGCACGACGAGAACUACUAUUCGGAGCCUGAGAAGUUCCUGCCGGAACGCUGGCUAAGGGAUCCGGCUACUGGAAAGAAGACCCCGAUCAAUCCCUUCACCUUCUUGCCAUUUGGCGCCGGGCCUCGCAUGUGUAUUGGCAAGAGAUUGGUAGACCUGGAAAUCGAGACGAGUGUGGCCAAGCUGAUCAGGAACUUCCAGGUGGAGUUCAACUACGAUUGUAGUCGACCCUACAAGACUUCCUUCCUCAUGGAACCGGCCAUUCCUUUCCGCUUUAAAUUCAGCGAUGUCGAGCAAUGGACAGGUUUUCAGUUGAGCACGAGAAUGAUUAGCCAGAACAGUGCGCGCUCUGUUGCGAUUUUCGUAGGCCCCGUUCGAUCUCUGAGAUCAGCUGCCCCCUUGGCACAAGCUCAGACAGCUGUGGAAUCAAAGCCCUACAAUGAGAUUCCGCGGCCCAACAAAUUUAAAUUCAUGAGAGCUUUCAUGCCGGGAGGCGAGUUCCAAAAUGCUUCAGUGACGGAGUACACCAGUAUUAUGCGAAAACGCUUCGGAGAUAUCUACAUAAUGCCUGGAAUGUUCGGCCGCAAGGAUUGGGUGACCACAUUUAGCACCAAGGACAUAGAGACGGUCUUUCGCAAUGAGGGCAUCUGGCCACAUCGCGAUGGUCUGGACUCGAUCGUAUACUUUCGCCAACACGUUAGACCGGAUGUUUAUAGAGAGGUUCAGGGACUGGUUGCUUCACAAGACGAGACUUGGGGCAAACUGCGUUCAGCCAUUAAUCCCAUCUUCAUGCAACCAAGGGGGCUAAGAAUGUACUACGAACCCCUGUCAAACAUCAACAAUGAGUUUAUAGAGCGAAUUAAGGAGAUCCGCGAUCCCAAGACUCUGGAAGUUCCCGAGAAUUUCAUAGAUGAAAUCAGCCGUAUGAUAUUCGAGUCCCUGGCCCUGGUGGCAUUCGAUCGGCAGAUGGGUUUGAUCAGGAAGAACCGCGAUAAUCCCGAUGCGUUGACCCUCUUCCAGACCACCAGGGAUAUCUUCCGGUUGACUUUCGAGCUCGACUUCCAGCCCUCCAUGUGGAAGGUUAUUUCGACGCCGACUUACAGGAAAAUGAAGAGAACCCUCAACUCCAGUUUGGAUGUGGCCCAGAAAAUGCUGAGGGAAAACCAGGAGGCGCUGGAAAAGCGUCGUCAAGCUGGCGAAAAAAUCAAUAGCAACAGUAUGCUAGAGAGAUUGAUGGAGCUCGAUCCCAAGGUGGCAGUGAUCAUGAGUUUGGACAUCCUCUUCGCCGGUGUGGAUGCCACUUCCACCCUUCUUUCCGCGGUUCUACUCUGUCUUUCGAAACACCCGGAGAAGCAGCUGAAACUGCGAGAGGAGCUCUUGAGGAUCAUGCCCACCAAGGAUAGCCUUCUCAACGAGGAUACCAUGAAGGAUAUGCCCUAUUUGAGGGCUGUGAUCAAGGAGACCCUGCGAUACUAUCCCAACGGCUUGGGAACCAUGCGAACGUGCCAAAACGAUGUGAUACUUUCCGGUUAUACUGUGCCCAAGGGAACCACUGUUCUACUUGGUUCCAAUGUCCUGAUGAAGGAAAGCUCGUUCUAUCCACGACCAGAUGAAUUCCUGCCGGAGCGCUGGCUAAGGGAUCCGGAGACGGGAAAGAAGAUGCAGGUCAGCCCCUUCACCUUCCUGCCCUUUGGCUUUGGGCCACGCAUGUGUAUUGGCAAGCGGGUGGUGGACCUGGAAAUGGAGACCACUGUGGCCAAGCUGAUACGCAAUUUCCACGUGGAGUUCAAUCGGGACGCCAGCAGACCCUUUAAGACCAUGUUCGUCAUGGAACCGGCCAUUGCAUUCCCCUUCAAGUUUACCGAUAUCGACCACUAAUUCCUUGCCCUUAGUUGUGCAAUAAGUUCCUUAUAGCCAUAUAUUUUGUUUACAAUAAAUGUUUUCUUGGUGACAGCCGGCAGAUAA
Messenger RNA from Drosophila biarmipes, 3269 nucleotides. RefSeq lists its product as uncharacterized. The record is from RefSeq and is a predicted model, not a curated record. Bases 36 to 3182 code for a protein of 1048 amino acids. Gene Ontology annotation, molecular function: oxidoreductase activity, acting on paired donors, with incorporation or reduction of molecular oxygen; heme binding; monooxygenase activity. NCBI's taxonomy places the organism in Eukaryota, Metazoa, Arthropoda, Insecta, Diptera, Drosophilidae. The transcript is spliced from 8 exons.